Molecule: messenger RNA, 1743 nt
Organism: Dufourea novaeangliae
Lineage: Eukaryota; Metazoa; Arthropoda; Insecta; Hymenoptera; Halictidae
Exons: 7
Coding region: 1-1440 (479 amino acids)
Source: RefSeq, a predicted model, not a curated record
AUGAGCGCACUUCCCUCCGCCCUGAGACUGACCUGCUGCCGUUCCUGGCUACUGCUGAUCUGCCUCGUAUUCCUGGUGUCAAGCUGCGGCUCCGUGGCCGGCCGGGAUCGUCUCGCCACCCGGCAACUGCUGCACGCAGGUGAUGACGUCCGUGGCUCCAGCUUCAACGAGGAGGAGGAGGACGACGACAACGUCGAUGUGUACGACGAGCAGGACUAUCUCGAGGAGAACAUCACUGCGGCGAAGGGACAGUACCUGGGCUCGCCGUGCGAUGUCUCGUGCAAUCCGGAAUUGCAGCACGUGUUCUGCGACAGCGUCACUGGCCACUGCGAGUGCGAGAAAUUCUAUCCAGUUCGUCUUGGGCCUACCAAAGGAUGUGCCAAACCCAAAAGACUCGGGGAGCAGUGCUUCUAUCGGGCGACUUGCACUUUUACGGAUCAGCACUCGACCUGCACUCAAGUGCAGCACCAUGCUGUGUGCGACUGCGAGGUUGGCUACCAUAGGGUCUCCCUGUCCAGGCCUAACAAGAAGGUGUUCUGCGCCGAAGAUCUGGUGCUGAUAACUACGGACGUGCCGACCCUGCUCUUCAUCGCGUCCGGUAUCGCGAUAUUCACAGCGAUGAUAUGCUUCGUGCUCAAGCUAUUCAGCCGCGCGAGAUACACAAGGCCCCGGCAUUAUGCCAACGCAAAUCACGCGCCACCGAUGCUGUUCUCCAGCGACACCGGUAUACCACUGACGCUUCACGGCGGCCGACCGUCCUCUCGCUCCAGUCAACGAAGCAGCACAGCGGGCCCGUUAACCUACGCGUUCACCAGAAGGCCCAGCAGCGGCGGCAGUCGUGGUCCCCUGGUACCGGCGUCGAGAGCAGGUGCGGCACGUGCCGCCGCCAUCUUGCUUAUAUCGUGUCACCUGCAGGCGACCAAAGGCGGGAACAAGCAUCGACGUACCCUUAGCGACGUUGCUGAGGGAUCGUCCGACGGCCUCGGUUCUCGUCGUCCUAGCUUAUCCUCCAUUCACAGUUCGACGUCGUCGGCGCGUAGCUACAGCGCCAGACGACUGGAGAAGGAACGAAACGAGAAGGAGCAACGACAGGCCCUACAAGAGCUACGGCUGGCUAAGCAACGGGAACAAGAGAAGCAACAACAACAGCAACAGCAAGUCGCGCCCACGCCCAGUCCCAGGACGCCGCACUCCACGGACGAGCUGCUGCCAUCUGUGGAGGAAGGGAAAGAAGUGUUUUAUAACGAGCAGGUUCCGACCACGUCGGUCGCUACCGAAGAGACGCCGGCGAAGACAAUGGCGAUCACAAAGGCGGCAAUCGCGACGACCAGCAUGAACGCGAGCAGAUACAGCGAGGCAACGCCGGUCACCACUUCGACAACGUCCAUCUUCGAAACGAACAUCGCGCCGCGAGCCACCGGUGACAUUUUUCAAGUGUAGUUAACAGGGGGCGAGGGGGGUGGUUAGGAUGGGAAAAGAGCCCGAUCCAGGGAACUAUUUAUCCAGAUUCUAAUCAAGUGAAAGGCAGAGGUCAUAACGUAGAACACGUAAACACACGGCACAAUUCUAAACGAACGUAAUUUUGUUAUCGUCCUUAAACGGUUGAAGGAUCCACGGGAGACUAUUCAGAUCGAAACGAAGCGUUCGAUGGACAGAGACCGGAAGUCUCGCGCCGAUUAUUACGCCAGGCUUCGCACUAGCGAUCGAAGACACGGACAGAUCACAAUCAGUCGGAAUUUAAAU